This is a messenger RNA of Brassica oleracea var. oleracea, 924 nucleotides long. Its product is annotated as putative FBD-associated F-box protein At5g22720. The record is from RefSeq and is a predicted model, not a curated record. The transcript is spliced from 2 exons. Bases 1 to 924 code for a protein of 307 amino acids. Lineage: Eukaryota; Viridiplantae; Streptophyta; Magnoliopsida; Brassicales; Brassicaceae.
AUGUCUGAGAUAGAUUUGGACACUUGUAAGUUCCGAGGUGGUCCCCAUGCCUUUAUGAGUUUCAUGGAAAAGUUUCUAGAUUCCUCCUCCAGGGUAGAGAAGCCAUGCUUGCACAAGGUCAAGCUCACUACUGUUGAGGAUGAUUUCACGCGGUGGAUAGAUUUCGUGGCAACACCUGAACUUGAGCAUCUCGAUUUUGAGUGCAAGCCUGUGGUUUCUGGGACCUUGAUGCCACUGAGACUCUAUACAUGCUCUCCAAAGCUUCGUCACUUAAGGCUCCAUGGGGUGUUUUUGGGGAGUACGUCUGUCUCCUUGCCUUGUCUCAAGACUAUGCGUUUGGAAAACAAUACAUACGCCGACGAAGCGUGUCUAGAGCUGCUUAUCUCAUCUUGUCCACUUCUUGAAGAUUUCAGCUUUGUUAGAAUGCCUGGAUCAUGUGGUGUAAAUGUUUUACGAGUGCACUCCAAGACAUUAACUAGUCUCAGCAUAGAAACUGGUGUCCAUGACUAUGACUUUCAGAAUAACGAUCGUAUUAGCGUGAAGGUUUUGAUUAAUGCCCCUAGGCUCAAGUAUCUGAAUCUCUGUGAUUUCAUAUCCGAGUGUAAAACCAUAAGCAAUGUAGGUUCCUUAACCAAGGUCAAUCUUGGUAGGUAUUGUGACAAUGUCCCUGAUCAUUUCUUCACCGGUAUCUCGGAAGUUAGGGAUAUGAAGAUCGCUGGCUCAGCUUUCAGGAUAGCAAGCACUUUCGGAGGACUCCCUGCUGAAAUGAAACUAGUAAGGUACUUUGCGGAAAACUCAGUGGUCCUCAAGAAACUUUCUCUGCGUUUGAAAUCUUCCAUGGAUGAACAAGAUUCUGUCGCUUUAAGGGAUAUCCUCCUUGCAUUGCCAACGCUAUCUAGCGCGUGUGAGAUUGUGGUUUGUUGA